AUGCUAGUCCAAAGAGGAAACGACAAGGGACAGACAGAACGCAGGAUCUGUGAUGGAUAUGGAGGUGGUGAGGGCGAUGGCAAGACCAGGACGAGAAGUCAGGACAAGGGGUGCGAGGUCCUUCUGAUCAAUACGACCGGCGAGGAGCUAAAGAAGCGCAGAGACUCUAUCAGCACUGUGAAUACCGAUAGUGGUUCGCAUCUGGAUGCCGGCGAUAUCGACCCUGAUGGGCAUCGGAAGCCACUCAAAGCUCGCGUGAGGCAACUACGCGUUCCGCCUUUACUGACACUUUCAACGCUGAGCCAGAACCUUGUUGUCCCUCCUCAUAGCCCUCAAGCAAAGCUGUAG
Aspergillus calidoustus is the source of this 348-nucleotide messenger RNA. The record is from the annotation of a GenBank genome assembly. Lineage: Eukaryota; Fungi; Ascomycota; Eurotiomycetes; Eurotiales; Aspergillaceae.